UGUUGUUUGUGACAGAAUGUAUCAGCUGAUGCUGAGAACAGGACAACCAAAUACAAGUUUACGGCAAUAUAUUGUGAGCAAGAGAUUUGAUCUCCUUUUCCCUCGAGCAGCUGCAUACUUAGAAAAUCCAGGUCAUUUUAACCUAAAUCAGCGAACUGAGGGAGUGGACAAAUAUUUAGCUGACCUUUCUGCACUCCAGAAUCUGUCUGCUCUGUCUCGCCAGAUCAACACCGAUUUAUCUAAUUUAUCUGACCAUAAAUACAUAGCUCAUCAAAUGGCAAUACUCUAUCAAUCGUUGAACAAUGUAGGGCAUACCUUAUUAGAUCCAUACAAAAAGAGCAUAGAGGAGAACUUCAAGUCCAUUAAAACCACACUCAGUGAAGACAGAGAGACUGGAGGAAAACAGCUGUAUCCUGAACAAUUAGAAUGGUUUCUGAAUUUAACUAGUGGCAUAGUCAACACGAUCAACAGCUUUCCUCCAGAGUUAACAGCUGAGAUGUCUCAACCUGCCAAUAUUAUCAAGAAUACCUCUACAUAAACUUCAGGAACCCCUGAACCUCAAAUAACUUCAAUUACAUUUUCUCUUAUCCUCCAAAGGACCUUGCUGUAGAUUUCAGACAUACAUGAUUUAACGCAAGUUGAUGUCAGAAAAAUGUUCCAGCUACCACCCUCAAGAGAAUCUCAAUGAAAAUCACAGCCAUCUGUUAUCCUUAGUGGUUUGGAUUCAGACAAUGUAAUUAGGUCAAAUACAGACACAGAUGGAUGGUGAUAGAUAGCAGUAGGGUACUCCUAACACAGAGCUACUCAAGUCAGCUGACAUUCCCUUUUAUCCUCAUUUGUAUGGACAUGUAGUCCCAUUUUAAAAUGUACAUUUACCCACAUCUCAUGAAAGUAUUGUAUUUAUAAUUUAUAGAUCAUGAUGAUCAGAUCCCUUUUGUGUUCAGUGCAAUUCAUAAUUUUGAGUACAUGUAUUUCAUAUUGCUUCAAAAGCUUGUUAUAUUUAGGUCAUAUAUGUAUACAUAUGUCAGUACAUGUUAUUGUUGUCAACUACACUCCAUGAUCUCAUAGAACAACUACAUACCUGUAGCAGAACUAUGAACAAUAUAAUCUAUAAUUAUAGAUAGUAUCAUUCAUUGCCUUUUCCAAGAGUGCAUUUUUAUUAGUCAUUUCUUAGCUUAUUAAUGCAUGUAGGCUCUAUUUUUAAAACCCCCAUGAAAGAAAUGUUGCCAAUAUGCCUUAGCCUGUGUAACAAGCAUAAAUACCUAACUCGGUGUUUAAAACUAGUCCAUCUGUCCAUAACGAAUACACAUUCUAGAGUUACAGUAUAAAUUAGUUAUAGCAAAAUUGUACCACAUUUUUAGGCUUGCCUAAUCCUGUCCAUACAUAAAUGUGAUAGACAUGUAGAAUUCUCAAAUAUAAAACUGCUGAGAUUUGUUGUAUUGCUGUCAAAUUAUAACUUUGAAUUUUAUUUUCUCUGAUAAUUUUUUGUUUCUUUG
Saccostrea cuccullata (small rock oyster) is the source of this 1496-nucleotide messenger RNA. RefSeq lists its product as uncharacterized. The record is from RefSeq and is a predicted model, not a curated record. Bases 17 to 538 code for a protein of 173 amino acids. NCBI's taxonomy places the organism in Eukaryota, Metazoa, Mollusca, Bivalvia, Ostreida, Ostreidae. The transcript has 5 exons.